Molecule: messenger RNA, 1032 nt
Organism: Brettanomyces nanus
Lineage: Eukaryota; Fungi; Ascomycota; Pichiomycetes; Pichiales; Pichiaceae
Exons: 1
Coding region: 1-1032 (343 amino acids)
Molecular function (GO): FAD binding; D-amino-acid oxidase activity
Source: RefSeq, a predicted model, not a curated record
AUGACUGCUCAAUACGUGAUUGUGGGAUCGGGAAUCGUCGGUCUUUACACCACUUACUGCCUUAUCAAUGAUGCCAAGGUGUCUUCAUCAAAGCUUACUGUGAUGGCUGAGUAUCUUCCUGGAGAUGAGUCGAUCAAUUAUACCUCACCAUGGGCAGGUGGAAAUUUUUCAUGCAUUACACCUAACGAUGCUGACACUUUAAGAUUCGAUAAGUUAACCUACACCCAUCUUGCCAUCAUUCAGGCUAAAUUAGGGGGCCCCAAAUGUGGCCUCGAUACGAAGCCAAGUAGUGAGUAUUGGGACUUUUAUCCCGGAGAUGAAAAGAUCAACUCUUUAAAAAGUUAUCUAAAGGAUCUCGUGAUUGUUCCAAAAGAUCAGCUUCCCGUGGGUACUGUGUUUGGUAUCAAGUAUACUACAUGGGAUUUCAACUGUCCCCUAUUUCUUGCCAAUUUCAAAGAAUACUUUGAAUCCAUUGGUGUGACCUUCAUAAAAAAGAAACUCACCCACAUUUCUCAGGCCUAUUUACCUAAAACAAAGGUUGUAUUCAACUGUACCGGUAUCGGAUCCUUUUCUCUUUCCGGUGUGAAAGAUUCAAAGGUUUAUCCUACCAGGGGCCAAGUUGUGGUUGUUAGGGCCCCUCAUAUUCAAGAAAACAGAAUGCGUUGGGGUGAAGAUUAUGCCACCUACAUCAUUCCAAGACCUUAUUCGGGAAACCAGUUGGUCUUAGGAGGAUUUUUACAGAAGGAUAAUUGGACCGGUGAUACUUUUGGAGACCAAACUAAGAAUAUUCUCAAGAGAACUACAGAAUUGAUGCCUGAAAUCCUUGAUAGACCUUUGGAAAUCCUUAGAGUUGCCGCGGGUUUGAGGCCAUCCAGACAAGGUGGCCCAAGAAUUGAGGUCGAGCGAGUUGAAAACAAGUUACUUGUGCAUAACUACGGUGCUUCCGGUUAUGGUUACCAAGCAGGAUUUGGUAUGUCUCAUAAAGCCGUGGGCCUAUAUAUUAAGGAAAAGGCUAUUCUAGCCAGGUUCUAG